AUGGGGGACACGAACGACAACGGACUCGUCAUCUUCGUUCGACGAGUCCCCGCGCAAUUCGGAGAGGCGGUUCUACGCAGUUAUCUCGAGCCGCACCUAGCCGCUUACGGUAUUCUGGCCGGCGAUUAUGAGCUUCAAAAGCCGAGCGAUAAGGGUGUCGCGAGUCUACACAUUGCAAGCACGCCGAAAGGCGAGAGAUUUCUGGCCGCCAUGGAGCAGCGGCCCGUGAAGAUGAGUAUUUCGCGAUUUCCCUUUGUCUUUGAGCGCCAUAAGAUACAAGACGGCGGAGCGACGAUUCGAGAUCACGAGUUCAUCGCUAGGGCCGUGGCGGAUGCUUCCAGGAAGCCCGAUUUGGCUGAUCAAAUGAAGUCUUUGGACCUCGACAAUCAGCCUCAGCAGCAGUUGCAACUACCAGAAGGUGAGAAGACAUUCCUGAUAAGCACCAUCCGCUGUGGUUAUUGGUGGUAUGAGAAGACUGGUUCUCCCGUCUUCGUGUCGGAGUAUAGCAGCAGCCAGCCUGGCAAAAUUUUAGUAGGCCAUCGCGCCAUAGUCGUUGUCCUUAGUCAAGCGACUUCACCGAGGUUGUGGGUUCGCCGCAUCGACUUUGAAUGGGACUUCAUCGACAUGAUUUACACGCAAAGAGGGGAUGAAGACAGCAUACUUAUCACCUGCAAAUAUGCGCCCAGGAUGUUCUCGAGGAACGAAAUGGACGUGCUCAUGUCGUUCCUGUCGUCCAAGAACCAAAACUCACGCAACAAGAUGCGGAUCUCAAUGCUUGACCCAGCGCACGGUAAGGUUGCCGGUACAUGUCUUACGUAUGAAUUGGUUCUGCAAACAUCAAAGUCGAUACACACGAUCCGAAAGCUCAUCGAGCACAUGCCCAAUAGGCUGGCCACGAUGCGCACCAGAGUCAAAACUGUCGUUUCAAAAGCAAAAUACAAUGAUUCGCUGGCGAUCCUCGACCAGCAGCUGUCAAAGAGUCAACUCCCAUUCGUCGUCAAAUUUCAGGCCAUGAAGCUAGCUCUGAACGGCCAUCUGCCGCCCCAUACGAUAUGCAACGAAAUUAUAGGAAUUGCUAAGCAAGCACUGGCCAAGGGUCGCAGCAACAUACAUGUUGCUGAGGCGCUGCGCCAAUUAGAUCGUGACCUUCCGUGGCCGGGACCACAGACGCCGUACGUCGAGUUAAAGCAACAAGCCGUCGAGGGACUGCUUCAAAAGCUGAUGUAUGGGAGUCUGACAAACUCGCCGACUUACUGGUCGAUCAAGAAAAACGACAAUCUGGCACUAAUCCACCACGUAUCGCUCACUCCAGCAGGCGUGUAUCUAGACGGACCGGAUCCUGAGGUCAUCAACCGCGUGCUUCGCAGCUACCAGGGCCACACGGACAACUUCAUGCGCGUCACAUUCAGCGACGAGGAUGGCGACCCGUUGCAGUUCCGCUUCGACGUUGCCAACGAUCUCGUAUACGAAAAGUUUCAGCAGGUGCUCGACAACAGCAUCCCGCUGUGCGGCAAGAGCUUCGAGUUUCUCGGGUUCUCCCAGUCGUCGCUUCGCUCGCACACGGCCUGGUUCAUGUCUCCAUUUCCCCUCUCCAAGCACGGCGACGUCCUCACUCCGAAAGAAGCUAUCAGAAGACUGGGCGACUUCUCGCAUUUUCGAUCUCCGGCCAAAUGCGCCGCUCGGAUCGGGCAAGCAUUCACGGACACGAGCAAUUUCCUCACCGUCCGAGCGGCGGCCGAGGUCGAGAUACCAGACGUGGAGCGCAACGGCCGUGUCUUCAGCGACGGGUGUGGCACACUGUCCGAGGACCUGGCCUACGAGAUUUUCCUCAAGUACGACUCUCACGUGAUGCGCGUGCCUCCGACCGUCUUCCAGAUCCGCUUUCGAGGCUGCAAGGGCGUCCUUUCGGUCGACCCGAACCUGGGGGAGAGUCAGCUCCGUGUAAGACCAUCGAUGCGCAAGUUUCAGACGCCCGACGACGACACGCACAACCUGGAGAUCUGCGGAAUGGCGGACAAAGUGCGACCCCUAAGCCUCAACAGGGGUCUCAUAAAAGUGCUCGAGGACCUGGACGUGCCGCACGAGGGCUUCCUCCAGCUGGCCGAGGAAGAGUUGGAGCGGCUCCGCCUCUCGAUCAGAACCGUUGAGGCAGCAGCGAGGCUGCUGGAAGACGAGCAGGUCGGGACUUCGGCCGGCUUUCCGGACUUGCUAAGACGCAUGAAGCAGAUUGGCAUCGAUCUACGCAAGGACAGGACGUUGUGCGCGGUUGUGGAGAUGGCAGCCUUCUGUCGGCUGCGCGCUAUGAAGUACAAAGGUCGGAUACGUGUGCGAAAAGGGGUCAAGCUGAUGGGCAUCAUGGACGAGACGGGACUGCUGAAGGAAGGCGAGAUCCACGUGGCCUGGAUCGACGACGAUGAUGUUCGAGUGAUCCACACUGGCCUGGUCGCGGUAACUCGCUCACCGACGAUCCACCCAGGCGACGUACAGUUGGCAAAAGCAGUGGAUGUGCCUUUGGACUCGCCGCUAAGGAAACUGUACAACUGCGUCAUCUUCUCUCAACACGGCGACCGGGACCUUCCCAGCCAGCUGGGCGGAGGUGACCUGGACGGCGACUUGUACGACGUUUUUUGGGACCCGCGAAUCUUGCCUCGGACGGUGGCCCGGCCGGCCGAAUACGCUCGCCCAAGGCCUGUGGACGUUGGCCGUGAAAUCGUCACGGGGGAUAUCACAAAGCACUUUGUGGACUUCAUGAAGAACAACAACGUCGGGAUACUGGCCAACCAUCUCCUGGCCUUGUCGGACAGGACGGACGGGGGUACGCGGGCCAAGGACUGCGUCGGCAUUUGCGAGCUCAUCUCGACAGCGCUCGACUAUCCUAAGACAGGCGUCGUCGCCAACAUGAAGAGCAUGCCUCGCAUCGACAAGACGUGGCGACCCGACUUCAUGGCGCCCAGUCCCAAAGUCAAGAUAGAAAAGGCGCAGGACCCGCUGGCGAUUGCGUUUGACGACGCGAAGGACCCCAACAACCAAUACGGAGGUGAGCGAGCGGCACUCGAGGAUCCGGUCGCGGCGUUAGAUCCAAACGAGCGCAAGACACGGUACUACAAGAGCACCCGGAUCCUUGGCAAACUGUACCGGAUGGUGGACGAGCAGGGCUUCUACAAGGAGCUGCAGUCGCAGACGGCGGGCAAGCACAGGGGCGAAUCCGUGCUGCUGGCGGUGCUGAAGUACGCAAAGCGGGCCACGGUUGGAAUCGCUUAUGAGCAGCAUCUUCAGGCUGCGCGAGAGGUGCGGGAGAUGUACGAGGGGUGCGUGCACGACGUGGCGAAGCAGUGUACCGUGCACACGGCGCAAUCGCUGCACGAGCUGGAGGUGGUGACGGGUGCGGUGCUCGGCUCAGUGUGCGACCAGCGACUGCGCGAGCGGGCUAUGGAGAUGCGGGAGCGGGUCAGGCGCGAUUUGGCGUAUGUGCGCGAGCAGAUCCGCGGCGAUGGCGAGGAUGGCAACGCAGAGAGCGUGCCGCGCAGCUUGGCGUGCCUGACUGUGGCGCUGGAGGAUGGCGGAGGCCGGAAGAGGAAGGGGACAAUGUGCAGCUUUGGAUAUGUUGCUGCGGGAGUGUGCCUCGAGGAGAUUGCAAACUGGUACGGAGGGAGGCUGCCUGCUGUGUGA
Verruconis gallopava is the source of this 3669-nucleotide messenger RNA. RefSeq lists its product as uncharacterized. Gene Ontology annotation, cellular component: nuclear RNA-directed RNA polymerase complex. The coding region runs from base 1 to 3669 and encodes 1222 amino acids. NCBI's taxonomy places the organism in Eukaryota, Fungi, Ascomycota, Dothideomycetes, Venturiales, Sympoventuriaceae. Gene Ontology annotation, biological process: siRNA processing. The record is from RefSeq and is a predicted model, not a curated record. Gene Ontology annotation, molecular function: RNA-directed RNA polymerase activity. The transcript has 4 exons.